Molecule: messenger RNA, 771 nt
Organism: Prunus mume (Japanese apricot)
Lineage: Eukaryota; Viridiplantae; Streptophyta; Magnoliopsida; Rosales; Rosaceae
Source: RefSeq, a predicted model, not a curated record
AUGGCAGAUGCGCUUCUCGUCCCUCUCUCAAAGCCCCAUUUGCCAUUUUCUGAAGAAACAACUUGCUCUUCUUUCGAUAAUCUUCUCUCUCUUUUCUUUUUCAGUCCAGUUUUUGGUUCUCCAAGUGCUUUUCCUCAUCUGGCUGGGUUCCUCUUCUUUUCUUUCUUUCCUUUCAAGAUUUGGUGUGAAAGAGAUCGGAAAACAAUGCAUAUUCUCAAGGUCUUCUUUGGAGUUGUUGGAAAUGCCACUGCUCUGUUCCUCUUCUUGGCUCCCAUCAUCACAUUCAAGAGGAUCAUACAGAAGAGAAGCACAGAGCAGUUCUCAGGCAUUCCGUAUGUCAUGACUUUGCUCAACUGCCUCCUCUCCGCUUGGUAUGGCCUGCCCUUUGUUUCCCCAAACAACAUCUUGGUCUCAACCAUCAAUGGUACUGGUGCAGCCAUUGAAGCAAUAUAUGUGUUGAUCUUCAUCAUAUUUGCCCCCAAGAGAGAGAAGUUCAAGAUUCUUUGCCUCUUCACCUUUGUGCUUGCUAUCUUCUCCACUGUGGCUUUGGAAAAGCUGGUACCUAGCACCGGCAACUCUUUCGAGUGUUUGGCGUUGAUACUGGCACAUGUUGUCAAUGGAAGAGUGGGCAAUGUAGAGGCCCAAGAAGUUGUUCAUGAGCCGCUGGUCGGCUACCAGCUUCAGGUUGAGCUUCUCGGCGUCUUGGACGGACUGGAUCAAAGGGUUCGGUUGGGCUGUACUGGACCUUCUGAUUCUGGCUCUGGAAUUUGA